CAACGUGAGAACAAAUCCCAGUUCCUGAACUGACAAAAUAUUGUUAAGAAAAUAAAAGCUGUACUAUUUUGCUUACUUCCUCUUUCUUGCUGUUGGUUUUGUGUAAAUGUUUCUGUUUUGUUUUCACCCUCGCUAGCAAGCUGCAAGUUUUGGAUAGCUAAAAGCAGAAGAAGGAAGUGUCUUACUGAAUUAACUGAAAGGAACAAGAACUGAGGAAGUCCGAAGACCUCACACUUGAUUGAGUUAGUUUCAGAGAUGAGACAAAUUGGCAGCUUCAACAACAUGUCAGACUCAGACAACGACACUGUUGAUGACUUCAAGUAUGCUGUUUAUCCCACAAUAUAUCUCACAAUAUUUGCCUUGGGUGCCUUUGGAAAUGGCCUUUCCGUAUAUGUUUUCCUGAAGCUUUACAGGAAAAAGAUUUCAGUGAAUGUUUUCAUGCUGAACUUGGCUAUUUCAGACCUCCUGUUUGUUUGGACUUUACCCUUCCGGGCCACCUACUACCUGAUGAACUCUGUUUGGGUAUUUGGGAAUAUAUUUUGCAGGAUUGUGUCUUAUAGCUUGUAUGUCAAUAUGUACUGCAGCAUUUAUUUUCUAACUGCGCUGAGCAUUGUUCGUUUUGUGGCUAUUGUUCAUCCUUUCAAACAUUUGAAACUAACCACCGUCAAGUAUCCUAGAAUCAUAUGUGCGGUGAUAUGGGGUUUUGUGAUGACAGCUAGCAGUGUGCUGCUGUUCAGUGGAAACACCAGCAAGAAGUACCCAGAAAAGUGCCUAGAUCUCCAAAGAGAAAGCAUACAGAAAGUGCUCACGUUGAACUAUGUUGUCCUGGCAGUGGGCUUCAUCCUUCCAUUUUGCACAAUAAUUUGCUGCUAUGUGCUUGUGAUCAAAACUUUGCUUAAGCCCAGGGCUCCAGAAGCAAAGAUAAGAGCCUCUCAUAAGAAGGCAGUGUCAACGACCAUCAUCACUUUAUUCAUGUUUCUGAUUUGUUUCCUGCCAUAUCACAUACUAAGAACUGUCUACUUGGUUAAAAGCGAUGAGGACAACUUGAGCAAGUUGCUGACUAAAGGAGCAGUCAUCGCUCAUUGCCUCGCUGCAGUGAAUAGUUGCCUAGAUCCUGUACUCUAUUACUUUGCUGGAGAAAACUUCAAAGAGAGACUCAAAAGUAUAUAUAAAAGGUAGCGGAUGAAGAAUCAAAUGGACAUUCCUUAUUGGGAGUAUUUUCUCGUGAUCAAACCCCAGGACUGGAGGUGGAAAGAUCAUGGGUCUUUUAAUCUAUGCCACUGACUUGCCAUGUGACCUGGGGUGAAUCACGUAACUCUGUGCCUCUAUUUCCCAAUCUGUAAAGUGGGGCUAUUCAGAGUGGAUAGUAUCUCAGAACACUUUGUGAAUUUUCUUCACAAACGGUUGUAAAGGGGUCCAAGAUCCCACCCUGAGAUCCUGCCUAUUUCUCUUCCACCUAGUAAAAACCAGCUAAACAGAGGCUUUUGUCCUUAAAGAGCCCUCUACUCCAGAGGACUUCAUUUAUUGGUAACACAAACUGACAAAAUAAACCUUUAAUUUUGGGAAACAGCCUGGGUCUCUAGUUUUGUCAUCUCCAAACUCCUGCUUUUCUCUCCCCAAAAGCACCCACAAGCCCCUUGCAUUCUGGAUCCACCUGUCCCUCAAAACUGGGAUUUCUGGUCUCUCCCUCAGAGUUGCCUCUCCAUUGGCUACUCCAACUCCCAGCGCAGAGUCUGAAUGCUUUUCAAUACCCUGCUCCCUCCCUAGGCAUUACCUUUAAUUUCAGGCCUCUUUUCUUUAGUAACACCUCUUUUUUUUUUCCCUCUCUUUCUCAUCCAGGGAGCAUCCUUAGACUGCUCAGACAUCCUUUUUAUUGGGAUCAGGUGCUGCAUCACUAACUGGCCAAUAAGCCACCACCAGGAAUACCUAAUUGCUCUCAGGUGGGGUUUAGGGGGCCAUGGUAGGUCGGUUAAGCCUUGAUUCACUUUGAAGGGCUACUUGCCUCAGGAUAAAAGGGUGUGGAGAAACUUGGAUGGAUGAUAUUAUAGAAAUACAAAGUAUUUUUCAAUAACUACCACUGAGGUAGCUUAUCAAAAAAAUACAGUGGCUUUAAAAUAUAUACCCAUAUAAACAUUUCUGAAUCUUCCUUUAUUCCAGACACACUUUCUAAGAUUUUCUCUAAGAAACAUACUCUUAAAGAGUACCACAACAAACCAUUUCUUUGCGACAUUAUAUAAAGUAACGUGACUACUAAAACAUAAGAGCAAUAUUCACACAGACACACACGGUGUUUUGUGAUUCUUGUUUACACAUGUCACCAUUUUAGGUGACCCCUGCAAUGUUUUUAUGCUUCCCUUUGCUGGAAGUUAGCUGAAGAAUUGGCCAGUUUGUGGAAGUUGCUUACCUAAAGAUAGGCAGCUGAAUCGAUAUUUAGGAGUCCAGGGCCAGACUUUUAAACUUAUUUAAGCACAGAUAAGUGCCUAAUGGGAUUUUCAAAAGCACCCACAUGCCUAACUCUCACUUUUGAAAAUCCACUAGACAUCUAUUUGCAUCCUUAGGUACCUAAAUACCUUUAAAACGUUGGUUUUUACAUAUGAAAAAUUAGGCCUCUUAGAGAGGUUUCAAGUAGUUAUAGUGGCCAAAUAGAAAGACUUGACCACAUGAAAAACAAUAAUAGAUUCUGCUCCUUUUUGAGCAAAUAUCAGGAAUUUUCUGGGUUGAAAUUUGCCACAUUUGUCAUGAAAAUAGCCUGUCAUGUUUGAGACAAGAUUGAAGAAAGUUUUUCCCCCUCUCCUCCAAAUCCACCCAAAAUACAUAAUUUCUGGCAGUGUGAAUGUUUUCCCCAUGUUUUCUCUCCAUCCACCCCCCCCCCCCCACUCUCCUGCUGGUAAUAGCUCAUCUUAAGUGAUCACUCUUCUUACAGUGUAUAUUUUUUCAUGGUCUGUGUGUAUAUAAAAUCUCCUCACUGUACUUUCUGCUUUAUGCAUCUGAUGAA
Caretta caretta (loggerhead turtle) is the source of this 2995-nucleotide messenger RNA. Its product is annotated as cysteinyl leukotriene receptor 2. The record is from RefSeq and is a predicted model, not a curated record. Gene Ontology annotation, cellular component: plasma membrane. Gene Ontology annotation, molecular function: G protein-coupled receptor activity. NCBI's taxonomy places the organism in Eukaryota, Metazoa, Chordata, Testudines, Cheloniidae. Gene Ontology annotation, biological process: G protein-coupled receptor signaling pathway.